This is a messenger RNA of Arachis ipaensis, 1890 nucleotides long. RefSeq lists its product as uncharacterized. Lineage: Eukaryota; Viridiplantae; Streptophyta; Magnoliopsida; Fabales; Fabaceae. The record is from RefSeq and is a predicted model, not a curated record.
ACACUCCCUCCUAAGAAAGAUGCAUAGAAAUAUCUUCAAUCUUUGCUUCUUUUUCAGCCAGGUUGUUACAUUUCUCAAAUCCAAUCCUACUGCGUACUCCCUUCUAAAAUCAUUCUUCGUCUCCCAGCUUCGCUAUCCUCAUUCCCCCUCUCCGUUCCGAAAAUUUUGGUACUAAGUGGGACUGGGUGGACCCUCAAGUCUUAAACACACAGUCCUCCAACCUCAACCCUUUCAACUUCCUUCAACCCACACUUGAUCCCUCUACUGUUUCAUUUCUACCUUGCACUCCCUCUGAGCGCGUUUGUUUCUCAACCCUUCAUCUCCAUGAUCAUAACCAUGAUUUCUUCUACCUCUAUGAGAUCAUCUUCACCCACUUCGGUCUCAGACUUCCUUUCUCCGAUUUCCAACUUCAAUGUCGCUCCCACUCAACUUCACCCCGAAGCUUCGAGAAUCUCUGUCAAUCCUUUCGUCUUGCUCCCAGUGUUGCCGCUUUCUUCUACUUCUUUCAGGUAGUUAAAGAUAAGGAAAAGAUGAGUUGGGUUUCCAUUCGUGCGCAUGAAGGACAAACCAAAAUCCUUGUUUUCGAACCAGUUCUUCCGAGUUGAAGGUAGAAGGUGAAAACAAGAAGCCAAAGUUUCCACUGUACUGGACUCGGAUGAUACAGUCUCCCAAACCACCUCAAUGUUCAAGCUUGUCUCCUUGGGAGAAAGACUUGGUUGAUAAACUCCAAAGAUUGAAAGAACCACUCCAAUGUGCCUUUUACUUUUCCCUUAACACCAAAAUAAGCCCUUUGCAUGUCCCUAACUCAAAACAGGUAGUUGAAGUGGCAGGGGGAGUUGAAAAGAGGAAGCAGUUUGUCACAUCUACCCCUGAGCAGAGGAAAAAUCAACGGGUGUUGGUGGAGAAUAGUCCUACUCCUACUCCUCCUCAUUUGUGUGGUUUUGAAGGGGACGGAGCAGGGCUUCCCUCCUGCGUCCAGGGUCACGCAUUGGAUUCCAAUGGUCUCAUCAGCCACAGCAUGGGACACAUGGAUCUCUGUAGCUUUCUGCAGGGACUAUUUCAGCAAGGCAUCAUGGGUGUUAAGUUAUUCGUUGAGAAAAUGGAAGUGAUUCGGAAACAGGUGUCCGAACUUGAAUCUGAGCUGAAUGAGGAGAGAAGCGUCAGAAAGAAAGCUGAGGGGAAGGUAGCAGAAAUGGAAAAGGAGCUUGCUCGGUGUGAAGGGGAGCCUGCCUCCGCAAGAAGAGAUUGUGAAGCACUGAUGAAAUCCAGCAAGUCUUGACAAGAUGGACUCCUACUACCACCACCAGUCAAAGAGAUUAGAGGCCUAAUGAAAAGCCUUAUAUCGUUAUUUUGUAGAAAGACCAUGGUUUUACUUAUUUAUUUUUGAAAGAAAGAAUUGUUCAAAAAUGAUUUGAUGGCAAGUAUGGCCUGUCUGAAUAUGUAAUAUGUUAGUUGCCACAUUCUAGUUGAGACAUCUAAUGCUGUUACUAUGGAGGAUUUGUAUCAUCUGUGGCAUCUCGUGCUGGACAAUGAUGACAAAUCGCUCCUAAUAUGUCGAGUUUUAUUCCCUGCUUCGUUUUCAAAUUGACAUGCUCUGAUGCAAUUGAAGUUUGUGUCAAUAUAAGGUCUUGUGUUUUCUUGCAACUUAUCACUUCAGAUAGAUAACAUAACAUCUCCUGCCCAGUCAAGUUUGCAGUACAAUAUCUGCACAUACAAAACUUGCAAGAUUUGGAUAUGCCUAAUCCUUCAGCAAAAAACUUGUGUGAGCCUGUAUAUACCUUGACUUUGUGCAGUUUUUGUUCCUUCGUUUAUCAUGUUCUUGGUUAAAUCAAGUUCCAAACUUGUCAAUUUUUGGUCAACAAUUGAGUUUCCAAGCUAAAUGGCAUUUGC